Molecule: messenger RNA, 11266 nt
Organism: Taeniopygia guttata (zebra finch)
Lineage: Eukaryota; Metazoa; Chordata; Aves; Passeriformes; Estrildidae
Gene: CECR2
Product: CECR2 histone acetyl-lysine reader
Biological process (GO): chromatin remodeling; single fertilization
Cellular component (GO): CERF complex
Molecular function (GO): protein binding
Source: RefSeq, a predicted model, not a curated record
GGGGCGGGCGGGGCCGCAGCGCCGAGCGGCGGCGGCACACGCAGCCGCCCGCGGAGUGAGGGAGGCAGCGACCGAGCGGGCGGACGGCGGCCGCGGGAGAUGUGCCCGGAGGAGGACGGCGGCUGCGGCGGCGGCGGCGGCGUGGCCGGCACCGGUGGCCCCGAGGCGGCGGCUGCGGUGGCGCUGGACGAGCUCCGCUCCUGGUGGGAAGUCCCGGCCAUCGCGCACUUUUGCUCGCUCUUUCGCACCGCCUUCCGCUUGCCCGACUUCGAGAUCGAGGAACUGGAAGCUGCUCUUCACGGGGAUGACGUGGAGUUUAUCAGCGACCUGAUCGCUUGCCUUCUUCAAGGUUGCUAUCAGCGCAGAGACAUCACAUCCCAGACGUUUCACAGCUACCUGGAGGACAUCAUCAACUACCGCUGGGAGCUGGAGGAAGGGAAGCCCAACCCUUUGCGGGAGUGCACUUUCCAGGAGCUGCCCCUGCGCACACGGGUGGAGAUCCUGCAUCGCCUCUGUGACUACCGCCUCGAUGCAGACGAUGUCUUUGACCUCCUCAAGGGCUUGGACGCCGACAGCCUCCGCGUGGAGCCGCUGGGCGAGGACAGCAGCGGUGCCCUGUACUGGUACUUCUACGGCACGCGGAUGUACAAGGAGGACCCGGUGCAGGGCAAACCCAACGGAGAGCUGGCUCCAGACAGGGGAUGUGGGGGGCAGACGAACACCCCAAAUGUUCCUGGGAAAACAGGCAAGAGACGAGGGCGACCUCCAAAGCGGAAAAAACUACUGGAGGAAAAUUUGCUGAGGGAGAAGGCAGAAGAAAGCUUGCUUAUCCACGAGACUCAGAUAAGAAAUGGGUCCCAAGGGCCUGGCCGUGGGACAUGGUGGUUGCUGUGCCAGACGGAAGAGGAGUGGAGGCAGGUCACAGAGAGCUUCAGAGAGAGGACUUCCCUUAGAGAGAGGCAGCUCUACAAACUCUUGAGUGAAGAUUUCCUGCCGGAGAUCUGCAACAUGAUUGCACAGAAGGAGAAGCGUCUGCAGCGGACAGAGUUUUCUCCCAGGUGGAUGUCUGACCAUCAGCCCAUCAAACCAAUCAAGCAGGAGGUAAACCCAAAUGUGCUGAGCUCAAUGGAGAAGCAGAGGCGCAGAGAGGAAGAGGAGGAGCGCCAGAUCCUUAUAGCAGUGCAGAAGAGGGAGCAGGAACAGCUGCUAAAGGAGGAGAGGAAGAGGGAGAUGGAGGAGAAGGUCAAAGCAGUGGAAGAACGGGCCAGGAGGAGGAAGCUUCGUGAAGAGCGGGCCUGGCUCCUGGCACAGGGGAAGGAGCUUCCCCCUGAGCUUUCCCACUUGGAUCCCAGUUCCCCUGCCAGGGAAGAGCGAAGGACCAAGGACAUCUUUGAACUGGACGAUGAGUUCACAGCCAUGUACAAAGUUCUAGAUGUGGUGAAGGCUCACAAGGACUCUUGGCCCUUCUUGGAGCCCGUUGAUGAAUCAUAUGCUCCCAACUACUAUCAGAUCAUUAAGGCUCCCAUGGAUAUAUCUAGCAUGGAGAAGAAGUUGAAUGGAGGUCAGUACUGCACCAAGGAUGAAUUUGUGGGUGAUAUGAAGACCAUGUUCAGGAACUGUCUUAAGUACAACGGUGAAGGCAGUGAAUAUACAAAGAUGGCUUACAACUUGGAGAGGUGUUUCCACCGAGCGAUGAUGAAGCACUUCCCUGGGGAAGAGGGAGACACAGAUGAGGAGUUUUGGAUCAGAGAGGACGGGAGACGAGAGAAGAGAAGCCGGCGGACCGGCCGCUCCAGCACAGGCAGUGUGUGGACUCGAUCACGAGACCCAGAUGGGCCUGGCAAGAGACAGCAACGCCUGGAAAAUGGAGGAAAACCUCCACCAUAUCGAGCUACUUCCAGGGCUCCUGCUUCUUCCUCUUCUUCCUCUUCCUCCUCCUUCUCCUCGUCCUCUGUAGAUGACCCAAGUGGCAACCCAAUGCAGACUGCUCGAGAAGUGGGCCCUUCCAACGGGCGAGGCUUCCCCCGCUCCCUGCAGUACGGCGGCAUGCCCAGCCCUGUGCCACAUCCUGGACAGAUGAGACCAGCGGUGCCAGGAGCCUUUGGCCCUUUGCGUGGAUCCGACCCCACCAAACUGUACGGCUCUCCGCGAGUGCCCGAGCCCCAUCCCGGAGACCCGGUCCAGCAGCACCAGCACUUUGCCAUGCAGCCGGCCGUGGGACUGAGCGAGCACCGCGGGCACCGGCUGGGCACUCCGGAGAAGCAGGCGUGCGCGGCGCCUGCCCACGCGGCCGGGCUGGGCCCCCGGCUGGGCUCCCUGCAGCUGGGGCGCGUGGGCGGCCCCCCACCCGACGCCAUCUACCCACCGGCUCAGUUCCAGCAGGCCUUCCUCCCACCGCGGCACAACGGGCCCCUGGGGAAGCCGCCGGAGGGCUCCGAGGUCCCCCCAGCACACAUGUACCGGCCCUACAAGUACCUGAACCGCGCACACCCAGCCCUGUGGAACGGCAGCCACGGCCCCGCUGGCCAGGCUGCCGUGGGGCCGGAGGAGAAGGCGCCCAUGGGGCCGGGGCCCUCGCUCCAGCCCCGGAUCCUGGGGCACAUGAUGGACCCCCGGGCCAUGAGGCCGCCGCUGCCUCCCAGCCAGUGGAGCGAGCAAUCAAAUUUCCUACCUCACGGGGUGCCUCCCUCAGGGUACAUGCGACCGCCCGGCAAAGCCGCCGGUCAGAGGAUGCCGCAGCCGCCGGCCGCUCUCUUUGGGGGACCACCUCAUGUUCAAAGAGGGUGCCAGGGCGGGGACUCCAUGCUGGACAGCCCGGAGAUGAUCGCCAUGCAGCAGCUGUCCUCCCGCGUGUGCCCGCCGGGUGUGCCUUACCACCCUCGCCAGCCGCCCCCGCCGCACCUCCCCGGGCCCUUUCCCCAGCUGGCUCACGCUGCCUCCGCCGGCGGCCAGCCCCCAAAACCCAUGGGAAAUGGGAGCUCACAGGAUCCAACCGGCCAGACCAUGGACAUGGACAGCAACCAAGUGGACACACUGGCAGGCAUGGACGAGAAGGCUCAGUGCAUCAGCAUUCCCGACGGGGCCUACGCCAAACUCCUACCUCAUCCCAAGCCCCCGCUGCCCAUGGAGUGCACGAGGCGCGCCUUGCCCUCGGAUGGGGAGGGGGAUGACCCCAGUGUGAAGGGCGACCUGAAGGCAGGGCAGGGCAAAGGCGCGUGGUCAGCAGAGAGCGGCUACACCGGCGACCCAGGCUGCGCGAGGGACCUGGUGCCCACCUCCGAAAGAGGGGGUCCCCUGCCUCAGAAUGGGGCGGCGGGUGAGGGGCCGGCAAGCGGCCCUGAGGGGAAGGGGCUGGCCGCCAACCUGCUGGAGAAGCCCCUCUGUGGUGGGGGAAAGGCUCUGCCCGAAGGAGCCGUGCCUUGCAUGGGACAGGGCACCGGCCUCCCUGGCGUGGAUGCCACCUCCAUGGGGGCCACCCCCAACCAGUUUCAUCCUCUCUACAUGUCCAGUCUGGAAUACCCGAAUUCAGCCGGGCGGUACCACAUCAACCCAGGCCUUCAGGGGUUCAGCCCUGUGAUGGGAGGGAAGCCACCUCCUCCUGCCUCCCAUCCCCAGCAUUUUCCCCCGCGGGGUUUCCAGCCAAGCAGCGCCCACCCCGGCGUCUUCCCACGGUAUCGGCCGCCCCAGGGAAUGCCGUAUCCUUACCAGCCGCAGCCCCAGCCCUCCUACCACCACUACCAGCGACCACCCUACUACGGCUGCCCGCAGGGCUACUCGGACUGGCAGAGACCUCUCCACCCCCAGGCCAGCCCCAGCGGGCACCCUGGUGCCCACCCAUCGCUGGCCAGGCCCCCCUUCCCCGAGCGGGGCUCCGCCGGCCUGCCGGGCUGCGAGGCGCUGAGCGCUGCCCUGGCCUCUCCCACCCGCGUGGACGUAGCAAGUGCCAAAGAGGUUUCUCCGAGCGACGGGCAGGAGAUGGGGCCUGAAGAUGAGAAGUCCGAGGAGUCCCAGGAAAGACCGGAGAGUCCCAAAGAGUUUCUUGAUUUGGACAACCACAAUGCAGCCGCUAAGAGGCAGAGCGCGGUGGCAGCGGGGGAGUUCUUCUAUGGAGCCCCCCCGCCACACCUGGGUGCGGGGAUGGGAUUUGGCCCCUCGGCUUUCCCUCCCCAUGGGGUGAUGCUACAGACUGGCUCUCCUUAUGGAUCCCGGCAUCCAGCCAGCCACUUCCAGCCCAGGACGUAUGGAUCACCCAUGAAUGCUCACCUGUCUCAUCAUCCAGCCUCCAGCCAGGCCAAUGGCCUCUCUCAGGAGGGCCCCCUGUACCGCUGCCGAGAGGAGAACGUGGGUCACUUUCAGGCCCUGCUGAUGGAUCAGAGAGGCAGUGGAGGUGGCAUGGGGGGGCCACCCCAGGACUUGUAUAGACCCUCGGGAAUGCAAAUGCAUCAGGCUCAAGUUCCUUUCCCGAAGAUGCCUACAACAACCAUGGCCCGGGAAGAUUUGACGUCACAAAAAGCAUCAGCCUUGCCUCUGGAUCAAAGCUAGUCCAAGAAAGGACAGACUUCAUGAAGAAGAAAGCCACACGUGAUUUGGACAACGGAGAGGAGGGGCAGGUCUUGCUGCCAGCCUCCCCUCGCCCGAGCAGCAUGGAGCUUCCCGGGUCUGUGGAGCACGGUGCCGUGCCGGAUUCUGUGCGGGAAACCCACAGUGGUGCUGGGCCCAGCCCGCCGAGCAGCUGGCUUGCCAUCGCAGGGCACCCCAAAUUAGUGGCUUUCCGUGACCGGAGACUGCGUCUCAUUCAGGGUUUGAGGGAUUUUUCGGGUGGGGAGGGCGGGGGUGGGGGUGGAAACUUUCAUUGACUGCUAAACUCAGGUAUAUUUUUCAGGGUGGAAGAGGACGAUGAUGGAAUUUUACUUGUAGUAUUAACGUGUGUGUUUUGGAGCUGGAUCCAGUUUACAGAAUUUAACCUGUUGCCUUUCUAAAUAAAUUUCUGUUGUUGGUGAAUGUAUUGUACAUAAUGGGGGAGGGGGUGGGCCCAGCUUGUAGUGGGCUUAGCACUGGAGGAAUCGUUAACUGUUUACAAUCAUAACACACUGAAAUCUUUCAGGAUAAGGGUGAGGGUGUGGGGGGAGUGGGGAGAGGUGAGACAAUGUGUGAUGGAUGACUUGCUGUCCUCUGCAACCAAGACACAACCCCAUGGCUGGUUGACUUAAUAGCUGGAAUUGCUCAGGAGCAUAACGUGUCCUCCUCUUUUUCUUGUUUUCUUCCUCCUUCCCCUCUCACCCCCUCCUCCACCCCUCUGGAUCCAGGGCCUGAGUGCACUUCCAGCUCCUGUCAUCAUGGGGGAACAAGGAAACCAGGACCAGGAAUUGAAACAAGGGCAGGACACCCAUGGCAUUGUCCCUUCUGCUAGUAUAGUACCCUUCUCCCUGCCUUUCUGAUAGAAGAAAUGUGUGCUCUAGAAAACAGAAAAUUGCAUAACUGGUCACCUUAAAACAUUUUGGUGAAACCAGUGCAGUUGCAGGUGGAGCAGCACCUAUCCAGUAGCACAAAUUUUGUGCAAAUCUGUACUGCCAUGCUGCCUGAGAAGAGGAGCCGAGUCCCCACCUCUUUCUCUGACCCUUGGCUAAAUUCACGUCUUUGCAGCAGUGAAUCAGAAAGUGCCACAGGCUUCCUAAGCACUCUUGCUGAGGAGGAAGAGCAAGAGGCUGCCCUGGGGGAAUGUAGGGUUACUACAAUGUGGGCCAUUUGUUGGAUUUGGCAUUUGUGAGUUGCAGGUGAAUUGGAAAGCACUCAAGCACUCAUUCAGAGUUAGAUGUUGAGGUCGAUUGGCUCAGAGGCUGAGGGACAAAAGGGCUGCAUGCUAGAGUUGAGCUGGUUUAAUUUGUUGUCAAGCAGCAGGUCCUGCAGGGCCAGUGGCAGCUUCCACGAAUAUAGUGACAAUACUGCCCUGGGAAAAGCCCUCUGUGCCAGUGCAAGUGAGUUCCAUAGGAAUUUCAUCUGCAUUUAUUCACAUCUUAAAGCUAACAGGCAGUUGAUUAUUCUUGGGGAAGCUGGAGUAAAAUAAGGGCGUUGUUAAGUUAUGAGGCUGGGCUGAGCUCACCAGAGCUGCUGGGAGCGUAGCUCUUGUGAGGACAGGACAGUGGUUAAAAAGAGGAUCUGCCAAGGAGUGGGACAGAGUACGGCAGCAGGAGAAGGACAGAGCAACAUGCCCCUUAGUCUGUGCUACCAGCUAGAGGAGGGAUACUAUCUCCAGUUUCUGGAGAAUCUUUCUAUCUGCUUUGUUGUUUUGGAUGGUGCCAUCACCCAUAUCUUCAGCUGGAUUGAACCAGGAUGCAUGACAGUUCUGCCUUUGCCCUGCUGUGUAAAGCUGGCAGAACUGUUCAAGUAAAUGGCAGGUAGCAUCUGACUGAGCCAUUGCUGCUUCUGUCCUAAGCUUUUGGAAGAACAAAAAGCCUAAAUGAUGAGAAAUAUACUUUCCUGGAAUAGCUGGGAAAAGGCAGGACUGCCAUGUUAGUGCCCAAUGAGCGUCACUUCUCUGUUGCUACAGUACUUUUUCCUCUGAUGAGCUGUGUAGGGCCAAGGCAUUUUCCAAGCCUAACAGGGGUUAAAAUUCCUCGUGUGAUUGCACAAGUGUGCUUCUAAAUGCAGUUCUUACCCACUGCUGCAGCCAGCCUGUGAGCUGCAGCAGCAGGCUGCUUAGGCCAGGCAGUUGUCAGGGACAUCUGUCAAUGUACUGUGAAUAACUUCCAAUAUCUAUCUACAGAUGCCAUUACAUUAGGAAAGGGAAGGUGGGGUUUUUUGCUGUGGUUUUUGUAUUUGUAUUCUUCUGUCAGGGAGCAGUUGUGACUGGUGGAUUGGUCUAAACUGGAAGAGAUGAUCCUGAAGGUUGACCUUUGACUGAGAAAUGGGUAACUGCUUUCCCCAGCCAAGAACAUUAUGUUAAGUCUCUUCCAAAUCUGUCCCAAAGCUGGCUCAUCAGCUGGCAGUGGUUUUCAGAGGUGCCCCAUCUGCUCCAAAAGGCAGGCCUGGAUCCUUCACUGAACAGAGUCACAGAAGGAGUAGUAGAUAUUCAUGAAAAAUUGUGCAAGUAUAACUUCUCUUUAAGACAACAAACUUGGGACAAACACAGUUGCUUCUCCUUGUAAAAUAGUCUUUACUUCACUAUAGAUAUAAAAAUGAUUGGAAAUAACAUUUAAAAACAGAGGAACUGGAAAAUAUAACUUGUAGCAAAGUAUUGACAACUCUGGAAAUGUGAAUGUAGAUUCUGCAAAAAAGCCCUGCCUUACUUCAGCCUGUCUUCUGUAUCACAGCCAGCUGAAUAUUUGAAUGGGCCUCUCAUUCAGCCCAUUGUGAAUGCUGUGGAACAGGAGUUUUUAGAUGCUAUAAAAACUCUCCAAGCUGAAACACACUUCAGCUGGAACUGGCACUGAAAAAACAUGGUUCUAGUGGUCAUGACCUCUGGGUGAGUACCAAGCCUCAGUCAAAACAGGAGACAACUAAGGAUGGCAAGAAUUGCUUUGGUCUGUCUAGAGAGGGUAGUAAAGUGUUAGACAGUGAUAGAUACCCUCACCUGACAUGAGGUAAAUCUGGGAGAAGGGUUUGACUUGCAGGUGUGAAAGACAAAACCAAGCAGUGAAACUGACUCCUCUGGAGGGUUUCUAGGUAAAUAGCUUUUGAUGUAGUCAGUAAUUUUUAUUAAAGUAGCUAACAAGCUGCUGUUGUGAGGACAGAUGGUUUCUGUUAGAAAAGUACUUAUAAAGAAUACAGGGAACUGUGGCUGGGUGUUCCUGAGGACAGGACACACUGAGGUGGAGAGAUGCUGGUGGAAUCUUAGAGUUUCCAGACUUUCAAAGUGAGGGUUGGGGGUUUUUCUUUCCCUUCUACAACAUCUAGGGAUCCCCUGAAAAUCAGAGCUUAAUUUCGCUAGGUACAAUCUGAGCAAAUCUCUGAAAACUGACUCCCCUCAGAUGACACAGCCCUGGGAGAGGAUUGCUGGGCUGGAAUACCCGUGCAAAUGUAAAGAGGAACAGAUAAUGUGAAUUCUAUUAUUUCCAAACCAUGCUGCUUUGUAGAUAUUGUGGAAGAUAGGUUUGAGGGAUUUAGAAGAGUAGCAUCACAGCUGUUAUUGUACAGAGUGGUGUUUUGUGCCACGAGUUGGCUUGCAGUGCAGGAGAAGUGUGGCUGCACUUUAAAAUAACAUGGCUUUUAAGUGCCAUACUUGUGCCACUAUCUUAAACUUUUAACACAUUACAGAGAAGCUCCAGUGCAUUCCCCAGCAUUGUUGUAGUACAGUAUAUUACCAGGUGGUCCUUUUUCAGAAAGCAUCCUGGACUAGUGAGUUUGCAAAAUUUCCUGUAGCUAUUACUUUUCCCAUCUGGAGGAUGUGUUUUGCUAUAAUUACAGAUUUUGUAUUAAGUGAGAUUAUAUAACACAUAGAACAAUUAUGAAAUUGACCCUGCUCAAGCACAACAAAAAUUUCCUAUGCUCUCAGAAGAGCUUUGUAUGCUACUCUACCUUUUUAGCCUCUUGCUCUCCCUGCCACUUCCUCCUUUCUAAGUGGUGUGUGGUGUUCCCAAGCUUCCUAGAUGUCAAGUUGCCUUUGCAAAUGCUGUUGUAUAAAACCCCCCUGAGACUCUGAAUCUUUUGGCAUCUUAGGUGAUACAAGCCCUGGCAAUUCAACUGGAAAGGGAAUCACUGAGGCUUCACUGUGACUUUUAGCAAACUUAGGAGAAGUUUGCAGUCUAUAAAUUCCAUGGUGUGACCCACCAAACCACUCUGUAGCAAUCCAAGGCACCAGCCUGCAAUGAGGAGGACAAAAGAGGAAAGUAAAUUUGAAGCUUCAAGGCCCAACUGGUUUGAUUUGUGACUUUGAGGUACAUGGAGACACUUUUCUUGGAAGCUUCUGAUUCUUUCUUGUCUGCCAAAUGCCUUUCCCAUGCAGACUUUCUGGAGCAAAUCGCCUGUGUAUAUUUUUGUAAGUGUGGUUUCUCAGGGUCUUGGAGAGCUAUCAGCUUUAUGAUGUCUUAUCUGAAAGCAAGUCACAGAGGCUGUCUUUUAUUCUGCUGACUGAGGCAGCUCCCCUGCAGGUUCUCACCCCAACACUUCUCCAUUUAAAAUGAAAGUAUAAUUAGAAAACAGCCUUUCUUUAUUUUCUUCACUGAUCCCUGUCAGGCUUUUGUCCAUCUCUCUGUUCAAACAGGGUGGUUUCUUUGUUCUUGAUGGCUUUGUUCUGCUUUCCUUUUCUGAAAAGACUGCGUUGCUGUAUGCUCUCUGGAAUUUCAGAGAAGGUGCUGAAAUGAGUGACAGGGAAGUGUCAUCCCAAAGGGUGGCUUGGAGAAGACCAGCGGUGGAAUCUGUGAUGGUGUAGUUGGUCCUGGUUCCCCUUGCUGCAGAGCUCCUGGGGACAACCAGGGCAAGGCUCAGUCCACCCCUAGGCAGGGAAAUUCAGGACAGGGUUUAAUGGAUUUGAAACUAGACAGUAACAUCCAAGCAUACCUUUGAGGUGAGCUGUGUUGUGCCCUUCCCUUUUGGUCACUGUCUCACCUUGGCUGACAUGCAGAAUUUGAGAGACCGUGGAGUGUUUUGUAGAUCUAACACUGCUGGUCUUGCAUUGACUGAGGGCUUUUUUCCUUCAUUUGCAGCCAUGGCCUAGAUUUCUUUUGGCAAUGGUCUUCCUCUUUUUGCUACGUGGAUAUCAAAGUGAACAGCGGAUCCAGGAGAGAGCUACAUCCACCAGGGAAAGAGGAGACAAAGGAUUAAUUAGGACUGAGGCUUAAUUGGGAUUUUCACCAACUCUAGCAAGUCCCUCUGUCCUUUGCCAUGAUCCCACACAUGAUCCUGGCAUGUCUACCUCCAAGAGGGUUUAGGUUAAAAAUGCCUGUGCAUAUACUGUGUACAGCUGUGAAAACUCCUGUCUCCUCCUUGAUGGAUCAAUGAACGCUGCUGCCUGAUCCUUUUCUGAGCAAUAAUUACAUGCAGCAAUGCAACUUACACCUUCCUUUACUGUUUUAGGGCUAAGGUGGCUAUGGAACACACUGGGGGGCUCUUCACAGUCUCAGUGGGAAGCAAGGUGUGCUCUGUGACCCUGCAUUGUAUCAUGCCACGUUCCUGCUUUCCCAGAGACUAGUGGGUUGAUUAAGGUAACUAUGAGAGAGCUGGUUGCUGCUUCUGUGUUUGGGAAGGGAGCAGCUGGGUAAAGUUGAGCCUCAUCCAUCCAUCCAUCCAUCCAUCCAUCCAUCCAUCCAUCCAUCCAUCCAUCCAUCCAGCACAUGGAAGAGGGGUGGGUGGGCCACUGAUUGAAUGCCUCUGAGGGAGGAGAGGGACUCACUGCUGCUUCACUUGGCAUUGCUGGGAAGGGAGUGGGGGAGCCUGUGCCACUACAUCCAUUCAUUUUUCUGAAGCUGGGUAACGUUGCGGUUGUUUUUGUAUUAUUGUAAGUUUGUAAAGAAUGUAAUCUGUCUGUCGGGGGCACAAGGAGAAAACGGGGGCCUUUCUCUUUUUGGGUGAGGCUGUUCUUAUGUUGCUGUGCUUUUUGUUGUUGGGCAGGGAGGGGUCUAGUGGCCAUGGGGCCAAAAGCCUGGCCCUUAUCAAUGGCUUGCAGCUGUCCCAGGGUGACAGGAGGGUGAGCUGAGGCUGCUGCAGAGACUUCCCACACCAAGCUGUGAAAAUGCCUCUGCCUGUGUCCCUCAGUGGGGGAAAUCUGACCUCUGCAGUGGGGCUCUGCACUGGCAUGUUUUGCUGGGUGUGCUGGGAUGUAACAGUCGAGGGCUGGGCUUGCUUGUCCUCAGCUCAAUUGGCAACUGGGCUGAACAGCUGCUGAUGCUGUUUGGGAAAAGUUGGACUGAUGGGCUCAGUUUAUCUGCUCAAGGAGUUCAUGCUGGACCUGCUCAUCCCAGCACAUCUGUCCCCAGCAGGGGUUGCACCUCUCCAUCACCUGCAGCCCAGGAGCCUCUGCCUCCCUCCCCAUCCUGUAGAGCACAGUGUCAGGGAUCCUCUUCUCUCUCCUGCUGCUGCAAAGUUGUGUGAACUUUCCUGGUCAAUACUGGAAAGGGGAAUGCUAUUUAUUUUUAUAUUGUGUAUAUUUUGUCUUGGUCUGCUGAUUACCUUUGUUCCCCAAGAGCGACAGUUACCUCAAUAGUUAGUUUAAUACUGUGUGUUGGGUAAUUUUUUUAAAGAACUUUUUUAAAAUCUUGAUCCUUGGAGGUCUGUAGAUUUUAUUUCCAUAUGAAUUGGUUAUUUUGUAUAAAGUACAUUCUUAAAAUAGCAA